Messenger RNA from Aspergillus homomorphus CBS 101889, 1668 nucleotides. Its product is annotated as DEAD-domain-containing protein. Gene Ontology annotation, cellular component: mitochondrion. Lineage: Eukaryota; Fungi; Ascomycota; Eurotiomycetes; Eurotiales; Aspergillaceae. The transcript has a single exon. Bases 1 to 1668 code for a protein of 555 amino acids. The record is from RefSeq and is a predicted model, not a curated record. Gene Ontology annotation, molecular function: nucleic acid binding; ATP binding.
AUGCAGUCGGUUGUCAACUCCGCUGAUGAUAGCGGGGCCACGUACGCGUCGCUGGCGGGCAAGCUGGAUGCCUCUCUCCUGAAAGCAGUGGAGGUGAUGGGAUUCGAGAACAUGACUGCUGUGCAGCACGAGGUGUUGCAGGCGUUGCAGCCGGAUUGGCGCAAUGACUGCCUGGUGCAGGCCAAGACAGGCACGGGCAAGACGGUGGCGUUCCUGUUGCCGGCGCUCCACAACCUCCUCCGCGGCGAAGUCCAGGUGCCCAAGGGUGAUGUUGCGGUCUUGAUCAUCACGCCGACGCGUGAGCUGGCGCAGCAAAUUGCCCAGUCGUGUAACGCGCUCACCUCCCAGCUGACCGGAGGUAACAAGAUCGAGUGCCACACCGCCGUGGGCGGGACGGCUAAGGAGGCGACGCUGAACAAGUUCAUGAAGGGCGAUCCGAAGGUGUUGGUCGCCACGCCGGGCCGGUUGGAAGAUUACCUCAGUGAUGGAGCUGUCGCGAAGAGACUACAGAACGUGAGAACCAUUGUCCUGGAUGAGGCGGACACGAUGCUCGAAGUCGGAUUCCUCGGUGCCGUCAAGAAUAUUCUGGCGAAGCUGCCGUCGAAGGCGCAGGCCGGGUGGCAGGGCAUGUGCUUCAGUGCCACGCUGCCGGAAAAGGUCAAGGAGGUGGUCAACGUGGUUCUGAAGGACGGAUACCACCAUAUCUCGACCGUCGACCCCAACGAGACCCCUACCCAUGAACGGGUGCCGCAGUUUUCACUCACCGUGCGCGGGGUGGAGGAUACGUUUACCGGGUUGCUAGCCUUGUUGAGCGAGGAGAUCGCUGACUCGACGGGUUCUAAGAAGAUCAUUGUGUUCGGCGCGACGGCCCACUUGGUGGGAUUGAUGUCGGACACGGUGGGCCAGGCUCUGAAGGGGGUUCCCGUGUCUCGCAUCCACUCGCGACUGUCCCAGGCCGCCCGGACGCGGACGGUCCAGGAGUUCCGGGAGGCUAAGCAGGGCGUGCUGUUCGCGUCGGAUGUCGUGGGUCGCGGCCUGGAUUUCCCUAACGUCGAUCUCGUCAUCCAGGUCGGCGCGCCGCCAGCGGCCGCGCAGUACGUGCACCGCGUGGGUCGCACCGGCCGUGCCGGCAAUGACGGCCGCGCCGUGAUCCUGCUGCACUCGCUCGAGGCCGGCUGGCCAGGUGCCAACCCGGAGUUCCGCAUCCAGCCGCACCCGCGGUCCAAGGAGAUCCUCGCCCGCGCCGCGGACCCCUCGACGCAGGACCAGAUGCGCGUGACCAUGCGGUCGGCGUCCCAGGAACUCGUGGGGCGCGCCUAUCAAUCGUAUAUCGGAUACCUGUUUGGCUUGCCCAAGUUGUUGAAGAUGAUGGGCACGAACAGGCCCGGCGUCGUGCAGCUGGCCAACGCCAUGGCCAUCAAGGGCAUGUACCUGGAACAACAGCCCGCGCUGACCAUGAACCUAGUCUCCAAGCUGGACCUGAAGGGCGUCCCCGGCGUGAUCGUGACCGCGAAUCGCCCGAGACCCGUCAAGGGCCCCAAGGGCCCCAAGGAGCCCAAGACUGCUCCCCCUGCCCCGAAGCCCGCCGCAGCCAAGAAGCCCAAGUCUAAGAAGGUGAUCCAGAAGGGUCCCACCAAAGUCUUGAAGCCGGAAUGGGGCCUGAUCUAA